Molecule: messenger RNA, 7842 nt
Organism: Branchiostoma floridae (Florida lancelet)
Lineage: Eukaryota; Metazoa; Chordata; Leptocardii; Amphioxiformes; Branchiostomatidae
Product: SH3 and multiple ankyrin repeat domains protein 3-like
Exons: 27
Coding region: 385-5349 (1654 amino acids)
Cellular component (GO): dendritic spine; postsynaptic membrane; postsynaptic density
Molecular function (GO): synaptic receptor adaptor activity; ionotropic glutamate receptor binding
Source: RefSeq, a predicted model, not a curated record
CCCAGUAAGAGGGUAGCAAUCACAUUUCACAACAUGGCGGCAGGCUGAAGAAAGCCCGAGCUGUUCUCGGUUUAAAAGUGUGAUUUUCUACGUGAUUAACCCAUAAAUUCUGACCAAAUACAACUCCAAUCAACCAAGGAUAUCCUCCAGAAUACAGCAAGACUUUAAAGUUACGCCCCUAGCUGCUAGCGCCAAGCCGCAAUUCUUACUGUCGCCUAUGAUCUGUGUUACACCAAGCAAGAACUGAACUGCUAUAAGAGAAGAAACAGCAAAUCUUCACAAGACAAAUGAAUGCUACAAUGAUUGACUCUUUGAGGAGACCUCAGGCAUCAGCUGUUUGUGUGCACACAAAGUGAACUUCACACUGGAGUAAAACAAACAAGGAUGGGAACGACAGAACCUAUCCACGGGGUACUGGACGAUGGAGGGGAGAACACAGUGUUGGUCAGGGUGGCCAUACCUGACAGGCACAUACAGAAGUGCUUCCGUUUCCGGACUGACGACACAGUGUGGGCGGCCAAGCAGAUGGUCCUGACCCAGUUAGAUAGGAGGGAAAUGGCCCUUCAUGAUGGCGUGAACUACGGGUUCUUCCUGCCGCCGGAGAAUGGGCGCGCGGGAAAGUUUCUGGACGAGGGAAGACUGUUUGAUGAGUAUCCGCUAAAGGGACCCAUUGGUUACUUAGAGUUCAAGUACAAGCGGCGGGUGUACAUGGCCAUCGACAUUGACGAGAAGGGUCUGCAGAGGCUGCACACGCGGGCCAACCUGCGCCGCUUUCUGGAACACGUCCGAUCGCGAGCACUGGACAAAGUCUUCCGCCUGCUGAAGAAAGGGCUGGACCCCAAUUUUCACGAGCCCGAGAAGGGUGAAACUCCGCUGACGACAGCAGCCAUGUUGGAGGGGAGUACAGACAUGAUCGUGACCUUGGUGGAGGGCGGAGCGCACAAGGACUUCAGGGCAAAGGACGGCAUGACGCCUCUCCACAGGGCCGCUCGCAAGGGCAACUACAAGGCUCUCAAGUCCUUAUUGGAGCUCGGGUCAUCACCUGACUACAAGGACGCCCGCAACCUGACCAGCCUGUACCAUUGCUGCAUGAUGGGGGGGAACCCAACGUGCUGUGAGAUCUUGUUACAUAACCAUGCCGACCCCCACGUGGCAGAUGAGCAGGGCUGGCAACCUAUGCAUCAGGCCUGUCGUCAUGGCCAUGUGCAGCACCUGGAACACCUGCUGUUCUACGGAGCUGACCACACCGCACAGAACGCCUCCGGAAACACGCCGCUACACGUCUGUGCACUGUACAACCAGGAACCUUGUACCCGAGUCCUGUUGUUUCGAGGGGCCAGAAGAGACAUAAAGAACUACUCCAACCAAACACCAUUCCAGGUUGCUGCAGUAGCAGGUAACUUUGACCUUGGAGAAAUCAUCAAAAAGCAUGAAUGUCAGGAUGUUGAUUUGCUGCCAACAUCCCCUGUAGAAGUACAAUUCAGGGAGGCUCCAAAGUACAACAACCGGCGGCGGGCGUCCGUAGCGUUGUCCAAGCACCUGGGAAUCCUGCAUCGCACGAGAAGUUGCGGGACCCUGGACCUCUCAAACCUCCGCUCCCUCUCCCCCUCCCCCUCCAUGACCAGCCUACAGAGCCUGGGCACCCUGUCCUUACAGUCCUCACUGAACAUGGCACCACAUUCCCAACACCAUCACUCGAAUGGUACUCCUGCCAUGUCUGUUUCAUCCACUAAUUCGUCGCCGGCGAAUUCGCAGCCGUCUACCCCGACACCAGGGAGCCCCGUCACAAACAGAAGUGCAACUCUGAACAGAGAGGAUCUAGAGAACGUGAAGAAGAGGAUGUACACAGCCCUGCCAGGGCGACAGUUUGUGGCCGUGAAGAAAUACGUUCCUCGUGAGGUGGGAGAGUUGGCGCUGGCAAAGGGUGACAAAGUCACAGUACUGGGCAUCGGUGAGCAAGGCUUCUGGGAAGGACGUGUCGGAUCAAAUGAAGGCUGGUUUCCUUCGGACUGUGUGGAGGAACUGUCCAACAAACCCACCACAGUGAGGAAAGUCAAAAGGAGAGCAGAGUACCAAGGGUCGUUGGGAAGAUAUCGAAGGCUCUCGUCUCACAGUGUCGCAAACGAGUACUUGUACUACCGAGACACGGUACGCCAAAUGAAAAGAGACGACCCUCCCCGAACUGCGAGUCCUAUAAAAGCCUUCACUAUUGGUCGGAGUAGUGGGCUGAGGAUCAGUGAGACAAGAAGCAUGGAAGAAGAAGAAGAGAUGAAGAAGUUGCAAGGAAAUCCCCCAAAGAAGGAAACUUUAGCCCCUAAUACCUUAAGAAACAUGGAAAGGAAUGUACAUGUGCAAGGUAGCCACAUGCAAAGGGAAAGAGCUUCUACAGUGAGCAGGGCCUCAGGAUUGAGGAUGACUGAGUUUACUGUAUCCAGUAAUACUGAAGCUGGGGUGAAGGCACUGAGGGAGCAAAGGAUGCACAGGGCUAAAACUGCACCUGUCUUACCCUUGGAGAACAGUUACAACAAACCCAGGACUGCUGUCUUGAAAAGGGACCAGCAUGGAUUCGGCUUUGUGCUGAGAGGUGCAAAAACCCCAAGGGAUGGGGACGAGGCCCUGAACCCGAACGUGCCUUUCACCCCGACACUAGCCCACCCUGCCCUGCAGUACAUGGAGAGUAUCGAUCCUAACAGCGUGGCUGAGAGGGCGGGGCUGAAAAAGGGAGACUUCCUACUCCAGAUCAAUGGCGAGGACGUUCGUCGCUUCACGCACGCCCAAGUGGUGGAGCUGAUCCGUGAGUCGCGGGACGUGGUGGUGAUGACGGUUGUGACCGUGGACCCACAGCUGCGAGCGGCGCUGCAGCGACAGAAGGACGCUCAGAAGAGGAUCAGCAUCGCGGUCAGCUCACCGCGAGACCAGGACGAAAUUGUGGAUCUGAGAAGAGAGGAUACCAUUGCCAAGGAAUUUCUAGGGAGCCCUGACGGUGGCGGACGAAACGGCGGCGGGGAAAAGUCGCCGAACGUGACGAAAGCGAGGGCCUCGUCCAUGGUGGCGGAGAUGACAAUCGACGACAAAGAUCUGGAGAACUUGCAGUCACAGCUGGCACGGAGGGGUUCGCUAAACAACAUGGAGGGAACGCGCACGGCCACGCUGCGAUCACGACCUUCCAGCAAGAGAGUGACCACGGCAGAGCUAGAAGACUUAUUCCAACGCCAAGACUCGGACUACCAGUCCCCAAGAGCACUAGGUAUCCAGCCUAGUGACCCAGCCUCAGAAUACCAGUGUCCGCGGACCAUGGGAGGGGGAAAGCCAGUGCCAGUGCCGACCGUACCCCGGGGAAAAGCAGUACCAGUGCCGGUGGUCCCCAAAGUCUCGAUGCCCCCUCUGCCUCCCAAACAGAGGCCACAGAGUGCGCGAGAGAAGAUAGCAACACCCCGGGCGGCCCCAGAGGUUGAAGACACCACAGUUGGAAACAUUGUCGUGGAGAAAAUAAGAAAGGACUCGAUAAGUUCUAGUACCACAGACUCGAAUAGUUUGUCAAAUGCUUCAGAUUCUGCACCAACUACCCCAACCACACCGAAUUAUAGCGAGAUCACGGUGUCAUUUGACUCUUCGGUACGUAGAAAAGUCAUUCCCCCUCCCAAACCGUCACACCCACCACCCCCUCCACCACGUACCGUGUCGUCCUCAUUCCGAACAGAAGCGAUUGAAUCAAAAGCAACGACGCUGCCCGCGUCGUAUCAAGAUCCCAACCUGCACCAUCAAAUCAAGAUGGCGAUCUUGAACAGACAGGACAGUACGCAGAGUUUACACGUGCCGCAGGAACAGCGUCGGGUUCCCGACAUGAUGAGAAGUAAUUCUGUGGGUGGCAUCGAGCCCCAGGAAGUGGGGAACCAGAGAGCAGCAUUACAACGACGAGUCCAUUCGGUGACAUUCGAUGGCACGCAUCAGGUUAGAGAAAUCGACAUGUACGAUGAUGGACAGAACGAACGGUCGUACAGUACAGGCGGAUAUCAGACACCGAAUGUAAAUGCAGGUGACAGACAUUUAGGGCAGGGGAAAAGUCAGGUAGAGAGCAGGCCGAUUGUACGGAGAGAUGUCAGCAGGACUGAGCGCGUGGAGCAGAGUCCCAGAACGAGGACCAAGAAAGAGAAUGUGAAAGCGACAGAACAUUUGAGAGAGAAGCUAGAGAGAUCGGAGCGUAGGGAGGAAACGGAAACUGAAUUGGACUCAGAAGAAGGAAAGACGGGAUUGGCGCUGGAGCUCGCCAGAGCAGUUAAGGCACGAAAGCAGAAAGAGAAGUCAAACGCGAGAGACCAAAGGCAAGAAGUAAAUGCAAGUCCUAAGCAGGCGGAACCAAUGAAGAAGAAGGAGAUAGCAAGUAAGCUUGAGGCUCAGUUACAGAGACAUACUAGUACGGAUGCACUGCCUCCAACACAGCCCAAGUCCAACAGCCCCUUGGUACAGAACAAAGUUGGUGCGUACAGAGCUCAGGUUGUCGUUAACCACUCCACUGACGAUCUCAGGAGAAGUCCUGGAGCUGCACAGCACCCUGAUUCGCCCAGAAGUCGCCAGCCUAUAUCUAUGUACGAGCAGGAGGGAUGCAGCCCUGACUCGAGUUCACCAUUAGCCAUUGCGCUUGCUGCAAGGGCUCGGUACGAGAGGUCUUCAAACGAACACUUGGAUCAGGUGGAGGGGGCCACCGGUGAUGCAGCAUACGAGGAAAGGGCAGCCCACCUAACGCCCAUACGGGACUGGUACUUUGAGAACGAAGAGUAUGUCGACAUGAGUCCAGACAUGAACUAUGACACAGACCUCGCACUUGCACUAGAGAAACGAAGGUCUGAGAUAGGCGAGCUGGAGGGUGUUCCUGCUUACAACGUUGGAAUCGAAGAGAAGAUCGAAAGACACCGCCAGGCAGCGACAAGAGGAGAGCAGUCCAACUCCAACGCAGCGCUGCUCCAAGCGAUGGCUGCUCGGAGGGCUCGCAUGGCUGGAGGUGAAACGGACAGUAAUGAUGAUCUGCCCUUGCCCUUUGACCUCCCUCCCCCUGUCAUGCCAGAAGAGUUACUGGCAGCAGCUGAGGGUUUGUCGUUUGACGAACCACUGCCCCCUCCGCCCGAGUUUUCUGAGAGCGAUCAGAAGACGAGCUAUUCUAGCCCAGCUCACAACACGCAUGCUUACUACACCUCAGAUUUGGGACUUACACCCCGAAUGGACACCGGAUGGAAAGGCGGGGGUACUCUGGCCCAGAGCGCAUUUAUGACAAACCGAUGCGGUACCCUCGAGACGAGGAACACAGCGUGGACUCGGGACACGCCGAAGGUUCUGGUGACACCGAUCCCAUGACUUUUGACCCCCAUUGUGAAACCAUUAGCACCAUCUCAACAGUGUCCUCAAUGUCGACCCUUUCGACGUUUUCCAGCGACAGUGGGUUUGAUCCCCACCCCACGCUUCGUACAAAACCCCCCACCCCACCCAAACCCCCUCAGCACAAGGUGGAGAAACGGCGUGUAUCCUUUGGGCCAAAACCAUCCUCCCCUCAUGACAGACCGUCCCAUGGGAAAAUGUCCAGCUUCUCUAGUGGGGGAUCGAGAGAAGCAACACCAACAAAUGAGUUAAAUCAGGACAAUAGAGGACACGGGUUCUAUCCAUCAGGUUUCCAUUCGGAGGCUUAAACUAAAGCACUACCCAACUGAUUUCCCUUUCCUAGGAAAAGAAGGAAACAAUUACCAUCUCUAGUCCCAAACAUAUCUUGUAGGUUGAAUGAAUUCAAUAGUAUACUUAAAAUCAUUGCAUCACUAUAAAGCCCCCCAAGUACAGAAGUGUUUUAAGAGACCUCUAUAUUAUUGAUACCUAAUUAUGUAAAUGUAUAUGGUCUUACAAGGCUUGAUUUUUUUCACUUAUAUCUGUUAACACUUUGCAAAUAACUGUACUAUAAAUAUGUAGCCAGAAGAGACUGUCACUGCCACAGGAAAUAAAGCUUAAUACUUUCUUACCACCUUGUUCUCAGCAAACUGUGACAAUUAGUGGCUAACAAAGCUCACGGCUUUAUGGUGUAACAGUCUAGCUACAGUUUUAUAUACCGUUCUUACGUGUAUGCAGGCAAUACAGGCUGCCACGCUUUCAAGAUGGCCUCCACCUGCUCGCUUACACUAUAUUGGGCAGACUCAGAAUGUGAUGCUAGGUUUCCUACUGAACAUCUGUGCCACAUAGACAGUUCUGAACCUGAUAACUGACAACUAUUAUUAAGUAUCAAGUUCAUCUUGAUAGCAAAAAGAGUUUCUAAGCUGUCCGGUCAUCUUUCAUCCUCACUGCAGAAAAGCUUGCAUCCAUCAGGCCUUCCUAUGGGAAUCUGGGAAUUGUAGAAUUCAGGAAAAAAAAUUGAGAAAUUGGCUUGGAAAGACAGUCCAUAAUACGGUUAGCGUUUCCCCUUCAGAGCAAAGCUUGUAUGGUAGAGACUAGCAAGAAGCAGAGAGGAUGAAAGAGACUCUGCACCUAUAGUAGCAUUGGACACUGUCAUUGUUGGCACAGAAAUGUAGGUGGCACAGAAUGUCUUCUGAACAUGGGUUUUUGUCCUAUGUUCCAGUUGGCCCUAGUUGCCAUGGUAACAUGGCCAGAGGCAGGUGGCAGCCAUCUUGAAAUACGAGAAUGCGGUGACAUUGAUGCCAGUUGAACUCCUGUACCAUUGUUAAUGGUUAGGACUUGCUAGUAUUGGUUAGAGAACAUUUCCAUGUAUAGGGCAGGGAUGUAUCUGAACAUAUCUUGCCAUACCAAAGAGUACUAGUACUAUAGCAGUAUCUCAAUUUAUAUUGUAAUCAGUGUCCAGCAUAUCGAUUGAAAUUGCUAAAAUGACAGUAUUUUGUUUGUACAUGUUUGAAAGAUUGGUUUACUUUAUCUCAUUUAUCUCAUUUUGCUUUAUAAAAAUCUUCAGAGUUAAGAAGUUGCAUGCCUACAAACUUCAUGUUGCAGACGACUUGCGGUACAUUUCAUAGUGUUUGUUGGUGUUCCACCCAGAUGUCAACUUCUAAAACUAUGCAGAAAUACUCAGAUGCAUGGUUGCUGUAGAGGUAGCAAACAGCAAAAGAAACGGUGUGUUACCUAAUUAUUUUCUAAAGCUCAACCACUCCUAAGAACCAGGAACACACUUGAAGAGCAUGUAUACUUGUCACUUUAUUGCAGAAGAAUCAUGGGAUGUAUAAUGAAUAUAGGAUGGCAAAGAACUGUCCAAUCAGAAAGGACUUUAGACUGGCCAAUCAGAGAUGGGCAAGGAUUAUUGGCCAAUCAGAGUGUAGUGGGUGCUUAUAGAUGGUGAAUAUGCAUAAUUAAGAGAAAGUGUAAACCUUUGUAUGGGAUAAAAUAGUACUAGUGCUGUGCACUUUGUCGUCAAAGGUGGCACAACUCAUUAACUUAAGAAAUGAAGAAAAAAUUAGAACAAUAAUUUGUACAAACAGAAGAACUUGAGACAGUUCAGAUAUGACAAUAAGACAGAAGUUUGUUUUUUCGUUAUACCUUGUACAUAGAUUCAACUCUAUUUAUCAACACUUUUGUUUGUUCUUGCUGAGACGAGUACCCCUACUUAACUCUUAAGUAAUGCAACUCAUGUGUCAUAUAAGACAUGCAUUUCUGUUAACAUUGUGAUAUAUGUGUAUGAUAAUUAUCCAUAUAGUGUAUUUUUCACAAAAAGUCAACUGAGGGUGUUUUGAACAGACAGCUCACAUGGAUUGUGCUUUUGUCCCAUUGUUUGUAUAUUAGGAGGAAUCUUUUUCCCAGCUCUGCCUAACACUACUAGAUGCAGUGUACAGAGGGUCUAUUUUACUGAAUAAAAGGAGUUGACUUGAA